UCUGCUUUGCAUCUGCUGUUCCUCUGCUCUCAUCAGCCUACCUGGAAGCAAUCUCAUCAGCAUUUCUGGCAGAAAUCUCAUCAGCUUCCUGGCAGCAAUCUCAUCAGCAUUCCUGGCAGCAAUCUCAUCAGCAUUCCUGGCAGCAAUCUCAUCAGCUUCACUCAGCUGCAGCUCUGGUUACUGAGGGAUGCAUUCACACCUGGAUGUCAUCGGAUUCUCAGCUCACACGGUCCCUUCAUUCAGCAUCGUCCAAAACAUGGCUGCAGUCUCCUCUUCCUGUUCACUAAACUCCAACUCUGAGUGCAAAACCCCACCUCUUCAUGA
This is a messenger RNA of Staurois parvus, 324 nucleotides long. NCBI's taxonomy places the organism in Eukaryota, Metazoa, Chordata, Amphibia, Anura, Ranidae. The record is from the annotation of a GenBank genome assembly.